This is a messenger RNA of Leptopilina boulardi, 1306 nucleotides long. Its product is annotated as venom acid phosphatase Acph-1-like. Bases 189 to 1256 code for a protein of 355 amino acids. Gene Ontology annotation, molecular function: phosphatase activity. The transcript is spliced from 7 exons. Lineage: Eukaryota; Metazoa; Arthropoda; Insecta; Hymenoptera; Figitidae. The record is from RefSeq and is a predicted model, not a curated record. Gene Ontology annotation, biological process: dephosphorylation.
CAAAACUCAUAAAAGUUUGAAAUUUUUUCUAAUGUAAACAAAUUGCAUUUGCAAGGGAAAUUGUUACAGUUAAAAUUAUUAUUAUUAUUUUUUUUUUAUUAUUAGUGUUUAAAUAAAUAAAUAUUCCAAUCAAUAGAAUUACGCAUUGUUCUUUUGGAAUUAAUUCUUACAGUGAGAAUAAAACGAAAAUGCCUUCCAAUUUUAUUCUGUUCUUUCUAUUCAUUGGUAUUGUGUUUAGUUGUUUUGUUGCAGCUGAUGAAACCCUUCAAUUCGUUAAUGUGGUUUUUCGUCACGGUGACAGAACACCUAUUCCACCAUACGAAAUGUAUCCAAAUGACCCCUAUAAUAAUUAUACUUUCAAUCCUCCCGGAUAUGGACAAUUGACAAUAAGUGGGGAAAUUAGAGCUUCUAAAUUGGGAGGAAUUCUGUGCGACAAGUAUUGUGAAUUUUUAGGUAACGACUAUGUACCUGGCUCAAUUGAAGCUCGUAGUACAAAUUUUAAUCGAACAAAAGAAUCAUUAAGUUUACUUUUAAAAGCAUUAUAUCCAGGAUAUGCUAUUGAAUCAACUUAUCAGCCAUUGGAAAAUGACACAUUACUGUUUCCCUUAUUUUGCAAACUAUAUAGUGAAAAGUACUCAGAGAUGCAAAACCGAAAAAUAGUUCAGAGAGAAUUUGGAGAUUUCUCUGAUUUGGAAAGGAAUCUUUCGAUAUGGACAGGAAAAGAAAUUAAAACUUUACAUGAUGUCGCCUUAAUUUGGGUAACAUUGGAAACUGAAAAAUUUAUGGGCUUAGAAUUACCAGAGUGGACCAAAAAUGUUUAUCCAAAUGGUGAUAUUCUUAAUGCUGUUGUUGCUUAUUUUAAAAUUAUGAAUUACGGCGCGGAACUUAAAAGACUUAAUGGAGGUAUGCUUGUUCGAAAAUUCACGGAAGAUAUGGAUGCUGUAAGGAAUGGUACAAUGGACAAAAAAAGAAAAUUAAUGUUGUACAGCGCACAUGACAUUACUGUUGUUGCUGUUUUAAAUGCAUUGAAUGUUUACUAUCCACAUGCACCUCAAUUUUCUUCAGCUGUUAUUGUCGAACUACAUCUUAUAGAUAAUGUUUAUUACGUAAAGAUUUUAUAUUAUUUGGGCGAACCAGAGAAGAUGGUUGAAUUACAAAUUCCAAAUUGUGAUCUCUUAUGUCCAUUGGAUCAAUUUAAAAAUUUAACAAAAGAAAUUAUACCAUCUGAUUUUGAAUGGAAUUGUGGAAAAAUUUAAAAAUCUAUUUUGUACAUUUUUACCAUAAAUAAAUUAUGUUAGAAAAAUUA